Messenger RNA from Pistacia vera, 1302 nucleotides. RefSeq names its product COBW domain-containing protein 1-like. NCBI's taxonomy places the organism in Eukaryota, Viridiplantae, Streptophyta, Magnoliopsida, Sapindales, Anacardiaceae. The record is from RefSeq and is a predicted model, not a curated record. Bases 21 to 1142 code for a protein of 373 amino acids. The transcript is spliced from 9 exons. Gene Ontology annotation, cellular component: cytoplasm.
AGAAAGAAGUUGGCUUUGGAAUGAAAAUGGAGGACGAAGAAGAAGGUCCACCUCUAGCCGUUCAAAUUGACGAAACUGCAGAAGAACCCUCUUACUCUUCCAACAACGCUGACGUUUCAGUGGGCGUUACCGUCAUCACUGGCUUUCUUGGAGCUGGAAAAUCCACUCUUGUUAACUAUAUCUUGAAUGCACAACAUGGAAAACGAAUUGCUGUCAUAUUAAAUGAGUUUGGUGAAGAGAUUGGAGUGGAAAGGGCGAUGAUUAAUGAUGGAGAAGGUGGGGUACUUGUUGAGGAAUGGGUUGAAUUGGCAAAUGGGUGCAUUUGUUGCACUGUUAAGCAUAGUUUAGUUCAAGCACUGGAGCAACUUGUACAGAUGAAAGAAAGACUUGAUCAUAUAUUGCUCGAAACCACUGGGUUAGCGAACCCUGCUCCUCUGGCAUCUAUUCUAUGGUUAGAUGAUCAACUGGAAUCAGCUGUCAGGCUUGAUUCUAUUAUCACUGUUGUGGAUGCCAAAAACCUUCUUUUCCAGAUAAACAAAUAUCGUGAUGUAUCUUCAUUUCCUGAAGCAAUUCAUCAAAUAGCAUUUGCGGAUGCUAUAAUUCUUAACAAGAUUGAUUUAGUUUCUCAAGAGGCUUCCGAAGAUGCUCUUGACAAAUUGGAGAAGGAGAUACAUGAAAUUAACUCUCUUGCUCAAAUUAUUCGCUCUGCCCGGUGUCAAGUUGACUUGUCUAAGAUAUUGAACUGCCGAGCAUAUGAUGCUACGCACAUCACUCAUCUACAGGCACUGUUGGAAGAGCACCAAUCUGUGCCUUCUUCAGAUCUUCAUGACAGUGACGUGCGAACUUUGUGCAUUUGUGAACCAGGGGCUGUUGAUCUUGAUAAGGUUCGCUUGUGGCUUGAGGAGAUUCUUUGGGAUAAGAAAUAUGGCAUGGAUGUGUACCGUUGCAAAGGUGUUUUAAAUCUUCAAAACUCCGAUCAACUACAUACUUUGCAGGCUGUAAGGGAGAUUUACGAGAUUGUUCCAGCUCGAAAAUGGAGAACAGAAGAGAAUCAGAUGAAUAAGAUUGUGUUUAUAGGGCUUCAUUUGAAUAAAGAUGUUCUUACUGAUUCCUUCAGAACUUGCGUAUUAUCAACUACUUAAAGUUGUAAUUUUGGUUAACUUGUGAUUAAGUUCAGACAAGGUGUGAAUUGCCGCCUUGUAGCUUUGUUUUAUUAUUAUUAUUAUUAUAAAUUUGUUUAAUUGUAUUUUUUGUUUUUAAAUCUUAUAAAUACAGAUAAGUUUUGAAUGUAGAUGUCCUAUA